Rotaria sordida is the source of this 219-nucleotide messenger RNA. Lineage: Eukaryota; Metazoa; Rotifera; Eurotatoria; Philodinida; Philodinidae. The record is from the annotation of a GenBank genome assembly.
AUGGCUGAAUCUACUACUUUCCAACUUGUUAACUUACGCAGUAAUUCAAUGACAAAUACCGAUGCAAAUGAUUCAUUAUCAUCAGGAUCACCACGUUCAUUGUCACCUUUGAAUGGAUGGGGAAUUAAAUAUCAGACAUUCCCAAAAAAAACUGAUUCAAAAGGCAUCUGGGAUGGAUAUGAAACGAAAGAAGAAUUUAUAACGAUGCAUAUGCGUUAA